CAUAACACACAUUGGGGCGGCAGUAGCUCAUCUGUAAGGAAUUGAACUUGGAGUAUUAAUAGGCCGAUCACCGGGGUUGAUGAUUUGGCGUUUUGACACACGGCCUUUUUUUUUUUUUUACUCCGGCGGCCGAUGAUUUAAUACCGGGUUAUUUGAGCUCUGAUACAGCCGCGGCGAGCCCUCCGUCUGUGACCUCUCUCUCCAGUAUUGGCCCGCUCAGAGCAGCAGCUGAUUGGUUACCUGUGCACAGCCACUGCACUCAGUAAAAGCCAAUCAGCGCGCAGUAAAAGCCGUGCAACGCGUGCACAAUGCUCUCAGUCUCACACACGGGACAGAGAAGAGAGAGUUUUACCAAAUGGAGACGGUCCAGGGAGCAAGUAUAUGUUUCAAAGCCUUCUGAAGAAGAUCCGUUGCGCCGCGCGGCACGCACGCCAAGUUGUGCACUCCGCGUCGGGCCAGUGAGGACGUCGAGCCCCCGAGAGGAGAGCACAGCUGGCAAUUCUGCGCGGGCAGACGCUAAUGACGAAGGCAAAAUGCUGGCGCCGAUCGUCUUUGACUCCGAAGAAGAGAAAAACCUGUCCGCGAUUCAACCGUCAUCUGACAAACUUGAUGACGCGGAGUCUCCCCCGAGAAAGUUCGUCUUCAGCAGCGGCAAGAACGGGUUGCGGGCGCAACCUCAUGAGAAAAGUCCCGUGGCCAGUGACAAGACUCUCCAAAUGCAAGCCGAGUCGGCGCAGCAGCCUCGUGUGCCCACUCUCGAGAAGGACUGUGAGGACGUUCACGGGGAGUCCACAGUGGAGAGCUCGCCUCCCCCCGUCAACAAAGACAUCUGGACCUUCCUGAAGAAGGGUCGAGACUCGGGCCAGUCCAAAGCCAAACCGAAGACCCUGACGCCCUCACCCCCUCCCGAAUUGGAGGACGAUUUCCUGAUUCUGGACGACGAUGUGCCUUUUCGCUUUUCCAUCCCCACUAAACCCAAAAGUAAGCAAGAAAGGAGCAAAAAGUCCAGCAGCGACAAAGGCAGCUCGCCGGACGGAGGCUCCGAGGACCACGGGCCGGAGACGCAUCUGCCCAGCCGCGAGUCAGCCGAAGAGCAGACGGCCCGCAAAAAAACCAAAAAGAACGAGCCGGCGCAUCGUGACGCCCCCCCAAAAAAGAAUCGACAGCGUCCGCGUGAGGCGACCGCCGACCGGAAAGUCGGACGUUCUUCCGGGGUGCCGAAGUCUUCAAAAGCCGGCAGAGACGAUCCCAAGAGCGGCAGGCCGGAUGCAAAAGCCAAAAGAAGGAAGGCGCGGCGUCACGCGCGUGCCGAUGCUGACCCGGCUUCCCCUUCAGAUUUUGACUUUGGGAAACUCGACCCUGCGCAGGAUUCGGCGGCCGGUAGAACAUUUGAACAAAACCAUCAGUCUGCUCCUAACGAGAGUUCCCCCGAAGCACAUCAGGUGCUGGGCAAGAGGAAAAGAAAUCCGCCCGGAGAGUGGUGGCUGAGCUGCCUUCGGAACGCGGAGCAGCCGGAGCCCAGAGACGACCGGCGAGAACCGGCCGAGGCCAAAAAAGGGCUCAAGAGCACGACGACCGAGAAGGACGGCGAAAGGGCCAAGGAGGGAAAGUUGAAAAAGAAAAAGAAAAAGAAAGGAGCGCUGAAGAACCCCGCCACCACAGAUGGAGCGGAAGACGGGAAAGAGCAGGAGCAACGGGGAUUCCCGGAGCAGGACUCCGCUCCUGUGCUCUUCAGUCCUCCGGAAUUCACCCGACGAGACCGGAGCCGCAAAUCGGAGGGUCACCCGCUCCCGCAAGUUUCAAGUAAGAAAAAAGUGUCCCGCGAGCCCACCCCGCCGAGUCCCACAGCAUCUUUCCAGCAGCCGGCGGAGAAACGACGAACCAGACCGCCCGGCGAGUGGUGGAAAGCCGCCGGCGCGCCGAAGGACGCCGAGGCGGAGUCCCUUCGGCUUCUCGGCCCGGCUCGCGAAAGGGCCGGCCUGGGCGAGGAAACAAAAGACCCCCGAAGCAGAACUCCGCCAGAAUCGGACGGAGGUGCCGUCGGACGUCCGCUCGCUCGAAGGGCGCCGCGGGUGCCCAAAAGUCUCAAAUCCUCUGUGGACCGUUUCUCCGGCCGGCCCUUACCCGGCAACGGAGACGCCGCCGGAAGUGAUGACGUCGCGGUGCGGGUCUACGCUCCCGACAACCACGGCGGAACCCCGGACGGCGUCUGCCCUUCGCAGGACAUAUUUCAUAGCGGGCCGGUGCGCAUGAUCGAUCUGGAACCGUACGACGACGCCGACCUCCCGUCGACCAGACAGCCUUCGACCGAGCUGUCCGUUAGCGACCUGUGCGCUCCGCCCCUCAAGCCGUUCUCCCUGCGGGCCGAGGACGAGGCCGACCUGACCGAGUGGCUCCGCUAUCUGUUCCCCACCACCCUGAAAGGAAAGAAGAACCAGAAUUUGGCCAACGUCUCCCCCGACCACUUUGACUGGUACUUCCACAAAAGCCGAGCCAUGGGCGUCGCGGAGGAUCUGCGUUGUGCGUCCUUCUCCCAAGGGAAAAUGCUCCUCGGCUCCUUCAUGAAGAAACCUCUGUGGGUGGACCACAGCGCCACCACGGUUUUUUUCCUGCUAACAAGCUCCGUCAGUGUCAUGGUAGACAACAUGGAGUCGUGUGUGCACGCGGGCAACUCCUUCAUGGUGCCGUGCGCACCGAAUCUUGCAGAGAUCAGAGAGGCAGGCAGGGGAGGAGAGAAGGAGACUUGGUGGUGGAACCUCACAGUACAGGAAAUCAUACGAGGAAAAAGGUUAGCAAAGAAGAAGUGGGACACUGAGAGGACCGAGGAGAGGCGAAAGGAAUACAUUGAGAUGCGACACAGGGCAAAGGUAGAGGUGGCAAAGGCCAAACAAGAGGCAUAAGAUGACACGUUUGCCUGGUUGGACACUAAAGAAGGAGAAAAGGAUCUUUACAGGUUGGUCAGACAGUGGGAGUAGAAGAGGCAAGUGUGGUGGACCAGGAAGUGGCAAUGAUUAGUAAGGGAAAUGAAGUUAGAAAGGCAUGAAACAUGGAAAGGCAGUUGGUCCUGAUGACAUUCCUGUGGAGGUAUGGAAGCAUCUAGGAGAGGUGGCUGCGGAGUUUUUGACCAGCUUGUUCAAUAGAAUUCUAGCGUCCCAUUUUUAAGAACAAGGGUGAUGUGCAGAGCUGUGGGAACUACAGAGGAAUAAAGCCUGAUGAGCCACACAAAGAAGUUAUGGGAAAGAGUAGUGGAGGCUUGACUCAGGACAAAAGUGAGUAUUUGCGAACAACAGUAUGGUUUCAUGCCUAGAAAGAGUACCACAGAUGCAUUAUUUGCCUUGAGGAUGUUGAUGGAAAAGUACACAGAAGGUCAGAAGGAGCAACAUUGUGUCUUUGUAGAUCUAGAGAAAGCCUAUGACAGAGUACCCAGAGAGGAACUGUGGUACUGCAUGCGGAAGUCUGGAGUGGCAGAGAAGUAUGAGUCUCUGCUAGGAUGAAGGGCAAAGUUCAUAAAACAGUGGUGAGGCCAGCCGUGAUUUACGGAUUAGAGAGAGUGGCACUGCAGAGACAACAGGAAGCGGAGCUGGAGGUGGCGGAAAUCAAGAUGUUGAGGUUCUGCUCUAGGAGUGACCAGGUUGGAUAAAAUUACAAAGGAGCUCAUCAGGGCGACAGCCGAGGUUCGAUGUUUUGGAGACAAAGUAGGAGACUUCAAUGGUUUUGACACGUCCAGAGGAGAAAUAGGGAGUAUAUUGGUAGAAGGAUGAUGAGGAUGGAGCUGCCAGGCAAGUGAGCGAGAGGAAGACCAACGAGAAGGUCGAUGGAUGUCGUGAGGGAAGACAUGAGAGCAGUUGGUGUUCGAGAAGAGGAUGCAGGAGAGUACAGGCUUACAUGGAAAAGGAUGACGCGCUGUGGCGACCCCUAAAGGGACAAGCCCAAAGGAAAAGAAGAGGAUACCGCUACAUCAAUGCUAUUCGUAAGCUCGCCUAUUGCGUUUUGCUUUAUGUGUUAGCAUUAAGCUAGCAGAGGUUUUUGCUUCAAUAAACAUGUAAUUCUCUUUGGCUUCUAAGUUUUGCUGCAAACUUUCCAAAACCAGGUUGACAGCUUUUCAAGAACUGCUUCCCAUCAGACUACACUGCACAGUCGGUGAACACAAUAUGUGUGUGUAUUAUAUAUGUAAACACUAUAUGGAAGGUGUUGAAGACGAGCAAAUUACAUGACGUUUGU
Molecule: messenger RNA, 4221 nt
Organism: Phycodurus eques (leafy seadragon)
Lineage: Eukaryota; Metazoa; Chordata; Actinopteri; Syngnathiformes; Syngnathidae
Product: nascent polypeptide-associated complex subunit alpha, muscle-specific form-like
Exons: 14
Coding region: 309-2900 (863 amino acids)
Source: RefSeq, a predicted model, not a curated record